GUAUAAAUAACAUAUAUGAUAUAUCUCAGCACUAAGUUGCUUUUUUACAUCGUCUCUCUUCUUUUCUCUCUCCUCUUCUUGCUUCACGUUACGCACGCAGAGUCUAUUCGGACUCCGCCUUCGCUUCGAUUCAUCUCGUUCUUGUUUAUGAGCUCGAAGGAGAGACCCACUCUCGGUGGUACGCGGAUUAAGACCCGCAAACGGAAUAUUGCAGCGCCGCUGGACCCUGCGGCAUUUUCGGAUGCAGUGGUCCAGAUUUAUCUGGAUAAUGCUGGUGAUCUGGAACUUGUUGCUAAGAGCAUUGAAUCCUCAGAUCUAAAUUUCUCAAGAUACGGUGACACCUUUUUUGAGGUUGUCUUUACAGGGGGCCGUACUCAACCAGGCACAACUAAACCGGAUGAAGGGGAGCGCCAUCCUUACUCUAUAAUUGAUUGUGAGCCAAAACGGGAAGUCAUUUUACCAUCUGUGAUAUAUAUUCAAAAGAUCCUGAGGAGAAAACCCUUCCUUAUAAAGAAUCUUGAAAAUGUUAUGCAAAGAUUCUUGCAGUCAUUGGAGCUUUUCGAGGAAAAUGAAAGCAAGAAGCUGGCAAUUUUCACCGCUCUUGCUUUUUCCCAGAAAUUGUCUGGUCUCCCUCCAGAGAUUGUUUUCCAGCCACUACUCAAAGAUAACCUUGUUGCAAAAGGGCUAGUUCUUUCAUUCAUGACUGAUUUCUUCAGGGAAUAUUUGAUUCACAAUAGUCUUGAUGAUUUGAUUCUAAUCCUGAAGCGGGGUAAAGUGGAGGACAAUCUUUUGGACUUUUUCCCGUCUGCAAAGCGGACACCAGAGGCCGUCUCUGAGCAUUUCACUAAUGCAGGGCUUCUACCCUUAGUUGAAUAUAAUGAGAAGAAGAUAUUCGAAAUGAAGCUGAAGGAAAUGAAAUCUAUGCUAACAAGCCAGAUAGCAGAGGAAGCUGAUAUAUCUGAAGUCAUAGUAACUGUGAAGCAACAUGUCAAAGACGCAAAAUUGCCAGAUAUUGAGGUUGUCAGGAUUCUUUGGGAUGUGAUGAUGGAUGCUGUGCAGUGGUCUGGAAAGAAUCAGCAGCAGAAUGCUAAUGCAGCUCUUCAUCAGGUGAAAACAUGGGCAAAAUUACUUAAUACUUUCUGCACCACUGGAAAGCUAGAGCUGGAACUCCUUUACAAGGUUCAGGUCCAGUGCUAUGAUGACACAAAAUUGAUGAAGUUGUUUCCAGAAAUUAUAAAGUCACUUUAUCAUCAGGAUGUACUUGCAGAAGGUACCAUUCUUCACUGGUUUCGUAAAGGAACAAACCCAAAGGGCAGGCAAAGCUUUGUGAAGGCAUUGGAGCCCUUUGUAAAAUGGCUGGAGGAAGCAGAAGAGGAGGAAUAAGUUUGUAAUGAUUUUGCACCUACCUUGUUUCGAGUAGGUGCUCUCUUCUGUUGAAUGAAUGUCGACUCCUUUAACAAUGUUCGUCAAAAAAUGCUUAUAUGUCCGUAUAAUUAAAGAUUUUAUUCGCGUCUUGAUGUUAUGGUUGAAAAAUACCUGAUGUAUGCUUUACUAGAAUAAAGAGCAGAUUCUGUUUAGUUUUUCUUUA
This is a messenger RNA of Olea europaea var. sylvestris, 1588 nucleotides long. Its product is annotated as basic leucine zipper and W2 domain-containing protein 2-like. Lineage: Eukaryota; Viridiplantae; Streptophyta; Magnoliopsida; Lamiales; Oleaceae. Gene Ontology annotation, cellular component: membrane; cytoplasm. The transcript is spliced from 8 exons. Gene Ontology annotation, molecular function: protein binding. The coding region runs from base 16 to 1383 and encodes 455 amino acids. The record is from RefSeq and is a predicted model, not a curated record.